CGACCACCUGCGACGACGACGACCGCCCAUCAAACACCAGCAGCAGCGCAGUCAUGGCCAAGAAGAGAAAGGCGGCGGGUGCGGGCGCGCCCAAAGCGCCGGUCCAAGAGGACUCGCGCAUGAGGAUUCAUACGUACGAAGAUGUCGCCGACUCCGAGGACGAGUUUCACAUGAACCGCGACAAGGUGUUGCUGGACGAGGGCCCCGUGGCCAAGAAGAUGCGGAAGUACCGGGAAGAGGACAAAUUCCUGCAACCUUCAGAUGAGGAAAUCCUCGACGCUGGCAGCAGCGACGACGACGACGACAACGAGGACGAAGACCUUGACGACGCCAGCGAUGUCUCCCAAGACGAAACCCCCGGACUGCGCAAGCCCGCCGAGGAGGACGACGAGCAAGAGCUUGGAGCGUGGGGGGCCUCGAAAAAAGAUUACUAUGAUGCUGACGCCAUCGAGACGGAGCAGGAUGCCUUGGACGAAGAGGCAGAGGCGCGGCGCAUCCAGAAGAAACAGCUGCAGGCCAUGACUGAGGCCGACUUUGGCUUCGACGAAGACGAGUGGCUCGGCGAAGACAGCCAGAAGGAUGCUGCAGGCAGCGCUGUGGUCACCGAAGUCUUGCCCCAGCUCCAGAUUACUGACGCCAUGUCGGAUGAGGACAAGAUGAAGAUCAUGCGAACGCGGUAUCCCGAAUUUGAGCACAUCUCCAAGGAAUACUUGCGACUACAGCCGCUGCACGAGGAACUGGCCGCUGCCGCCAAUGCUGCCCAGAGGAUGCUGAAGGCGCAGACGGAGCACAAGGACAGGCCCGUUCCCACGCCCAUGGUCAUCACAAAGUAUCGGGCAUGUGCCGCCUACCUUGCUGCAAUGGCCAUGUACUUUGCCAUUCUUGGCUCCACGGCUACGGACGAUUCAUCUCAGGCCGUCGCCAUGGACCCUGCCCAGCUACACGAGCACCCCGUGAUGGAAAGUUUGCUCAAGUGUCAGGAGAUGUGGACGCGUGUAGAGGGCCUACCAAUUGCUGAUCCCAUGGUCGAGGCUGAAAAUGGUGAUAACGUUUCGGAGCACGAGGCUAGUCCCGCCGAGAUCGACGCAGCCGAUUUGGCUGUCAAGAAACCUACGAAGCAGAAGAAGACCAAGGCGCAAAGAGCGACGGAGUUGGCACAGGCAGAAGCAGCAGCACGGCGUGCUGCGAAACUGGCCAAGGCUGAGCAGGAUCUUGCAUCGCUCGACACGCUCACAGAUAGGGCCGCGCUGAAAAAAGCGGCACGGAAGAAGAAGGUUGCUGAUCCCAAGCUCAACCUGCUCAAUGCAGAUGACUCAGAUUUUGGCGAAGAGACGUCUCUCACAGCUCACGAAGCUGCUGAGAAGGCCAAGAAGAAACGAUCACUGCGCUUCUACACAUCGCAAAUUGCUCAAAAGGCCAACAAACGCGAUGCUGCUGGCAAGGAUUAUGGCGGUGAUGCCGAUAUUCCACACCGCGAGCGCCUAAAAGAUCGACAAGCCCGUCUUCAGGCUGAAGCUGAGAAGCGCGGUCAGCAAAAGGACGCCGGUCCAGGCGUAGCUCUCGGCGAUGAUGACGGCGCAUCCUCUGCUGAUGAGGCGCCAGCCAACAACGGCGACGACUUCGAGGACGAAGACGGCUACUACGACAUGGUUGCUGCUCGCUCCAACGACAAGAAGCAAGCGAAACUCGAGCGCGCAGAAGCAUAUGCCCUGGCCAAACAACAAGGUGCCCAAGUCAUUGAAGAAGAAAUCAUCGGCGACGAUGGCCGUCGUCAAAUCUCUUACCAAAUCCAGAAGAAUAAGGGAUUAACACCACACCGCAAGAAGAGCGUAAGGAACCCCAGAGUAAAGAAGAAGGAAAAGUACAAGGAGAAGCAAAAGAAGCUCAAGAGCAUGAAGCAAGUCUAUGACAAGAGCGCUGCAGCCAAGGGAAGCGCUAGCUACGGUGGUGAACUGACGGGUAUCAAGAGCGGGCUGGUUAGGAGUAGAAAGUUAUAGACGGGAACAAAAGGCCCGAGUCUUGUCUUUUUUUUUCUUGCAUACGACCAAAAUACCAUUUUUUAUUCCCCGCACUGUACAUAAUCAAGGCUGUUGGGGGAAGCAGCACAAAAGCGAGAGAAACGGAUCACGAUGUCCAUGCCACAACGCGUUAUACUUGUCUUCUUCAUCAUCACCAAAUCCCAUCACAAGACCAAUUCAAAAGCAAUCCUGUAACCAGAAACAUUAUUCAUUCAUGGAAGGGCAAGGCCA
Exserohilum turcica Et28A is the source of this 2249-nucleotide messenger RNA. RefSeq lists its product as uncharacterized. The coding region runs from base 54 to 1997 and encodes 647 amino acids. Lineage: Eukaryota; Fungi; Ascomycota; Dothideomycetes; Pleosporales; Pleosporaceae. Gene Ontology annotation, biological process: maturation of SSU-rRNA from tricistronic rRNA transcript (SSU-rRNA, 5.8S rRNA, LSU-rRNA). The record is from RefSeq and is a predicted model, not a curated record. Gene Ontology annotation, cellular component: nucleolus; small-subunit processome. The transcript has 3 exons.